AUGUCUCUCAAGCUCUUCCUCCUCGCCAUGAUGGCGCUCCUCUGCGGCCUCGUCCUCGCCGACGAGGCCCUCGACCUCCCCACCGGCCUCGGCCAUCCGGGUGUCCCCGUCUACGAGGAUAACCAGGUCAAGCCCUUCACCACCACCUACUCCACCACCUACACCGAGGUCUCCUUCAUCUUCACCGGCCUGCCCGACACCCUGACCGUCUACUCGACGGUCCCCGUCACCGUCACCGAGGUCGAGACCCGCACCUUCUGGCCCAAGGGCGUCGCCGGCCGCGCCGACCGCGACUACCAGGACGGCGUCUACGACUGCACCAUCCCCGGCUCCGUCGACGCGCCCGUCGCCACGCCGUCCCCGGAGCCGGUCGUGCUGCCCCCGCCGGGCUCGAGCCCGUCCACGACCACGCCCGCCGCUCUGCUGCCGCCCCACACCAGCUUCCAGGUGACCUCCCUGCCGACAACCACCGAGUCCACCACCGCCACCCAGCAGACCACGCGCACCGAGACCACCAACGUCGGCAACGGCUCCACGACCGUGAGCUUCGUCGCCUCGGGCACCCACCCGUCGUCGUCGUCGUCGUCGUCGUCGUCCUCGGAGGGCGUCCCGACUUCGAGCCCCGUCGGCACGGGUACCGAGCCGUCCGCCGGCACGGGUACCGAGACCAGCACCGGCUCGCAGACCCCGUCUGCCCCGCCCGCCAGCGGUGCUGACAAGGCUGGCGCCUCUGUGCUCGGCCUCGUUGGCGCUGGAGCUCUGGCCCUCGCCGUGGCGAUCUAG
This is a messenger RNA of Thyridium curvatum, 783 nucleotides long. RefSeq lists its product as uncharacterized. The transcript is spliced from 2 exons. The record is from RefSeq and is a predicted model, not a curated record. NCBI's taxonomy places the organism in Eukaryota, Fungi, Ascomycota, Sordariomycetes, Thyridiales, Thyridiaceae. Bases 1 to 783 code for a protein of 260 amino acids.